CCUAUACAUUCUGUGUUGAUAGCGCGCUGCGCGACCCGUGCGUCCGCGCGGUGUCCAAGUAUUCCGCAGUUAAAUAAAUAAAUACUGGACUCUCGGUGUACUGUGUACGUAGUUUACUAAGAAGUUAUUUAAUAUUUCGUUUUUAUGUUAUUUUAUUUCAUGAUAUAUGUUCGCAUACUAUCACGUCCUCAAAUAUUGAGCGUAUCUCACCAGUCACCUAGUAUAUUAGUGUAGAUUCGUCAACAGUCAUCAGUCUUUUCAUGCAUGCAAGAAAAAGAAAUGUAUAAAAGACAUUCAACACCUGAUGACAAAGUUCCAAAUGGUACGAGUUAUUGGAAGUCGGCAACGCAGCUCGAGCAUGUGGUCAACGCGAUGUCUUGGAGUGUUCGGGCCACCUGUAGCCGACAAUUUGGAAACAGGCAAUCAUUGAUCAAAUUCUUCUUCUUUAUCAGCUGCACCUAUUUAUUUGCUUUCCUAUUCUGGGCCCAAGAAACAUACAAACAAACUCAUCCUACUUUCACUGAGAGUUUGGUUCGAGAGGCAAUCAAAAAUGUCGGUCGUGAUUACAGAUAUAGGGACGUAUACAGAAAGGUGAACACUCUCCCCAAAGAUUUUAAAUACAUUCUAUUAUGGACUCGCAAAGACUACGCUCCUUUCUACUUCUACGGCGAAGGACAAAGAGCGUUUCUCAAAAGCAAAUGUCAGGAGACUAAAUGCUACGUGGUCACGGAUAGAAAUUUCUUUGGAGGUAACCUGACAAGGUUUGACGCUAUUGCUUUCAAUGGACGCAACAUGAACUCAAAGGACUUACCCAAAAGCAGGUCUCCCCAUCAGCAAUACAUAUUCGUUAACACGGAAUCAGCAGAUAAUUAUCCCGUAUGUGAUAAAGCAUUCAAUGGUUUUUUUAACAAGACUUCUACUUACAGAAUUGAUUCUGAUAUUCCAUGUGGUUACAUAUUAAUCAAGAACAAAUUAGGUGAUAUUGUUGGUCCAAAGAAAAACAUGCGAUGGGAAAAGAAGCCAAACAAUUUAGACGAAGAAUAUAUUGAUAUGAAUAGAAUAAGAAAUAAAACUAAAGCAGCUGCUUGGUUCGUGUCCAACUGCCGAAGUAGAAACGGCCGACUCAGUUAUGUUAAAGCUUUAAGUAAAGCGUUGAAACCCUACAAUUUAACAGUGGAUAUAUACGGCAAGUGUGGCAAAUUAAAAUGUUCUAGAACACAUGCAAAAAAUUGUAGUACAUUGUUGCAAAAGGACUUUUUUUAUAUGUCGAUGGAAAACUCUUUCUCUGAAGAUUAUGUGACGGAGAAGUUGCUGACUGCACUACAUAAUGAUGUUGUGCCCAUAGUCUACGGAGGAGCAGAUUAUAGUAGAUUUCUUCCGCCAGGGUCUUACAUCGACGCUACGAAACACCACGUUAUAAAAUUAGCCGCUAUGAUGAAUGAACUAAUGCAUUCCCCAAAACUAUACAAUCAGUAUUUCUGGUGGAAAAAAUAUUACACAUACAGUACGCCCGGGAACGUUUGCGCGUUAUGUGCAGCCCUCCAUAAUGAGAAUAUGCUAAAGAAAAUUACGAUUUAUGAUGAUUUUAGAAGUUGGUGGUACCCUCCAUAUACAAAACGUUGCCAUAAAUUUACCUAGUCACGAGCCGUGUGAAGGAUAUUCCAAGAAAUACAAUAUAUGACUAUACCUCGGCCAAGGUGGAGAACACCACUAUACGUGUACAUUUCUCCCGGCUCCCAUCAUGAUUUAUACUUAUGAGUCUUAUUACCAUCACACUCACUCGUUGAAGUGAGAAGUGUCCAACUUCCAAGAAGUCGACUGUACAAAUUGUAUAUUUGAGGUUUAUAUUUUUUGCAUAGAGCGUCAGUAUAUUAGAUGCAUGGAUUUGAAUAGUAUGCCAUGCCACUCGACAGGCAUCGAGUCCCGCGGGUAGAAAUGCGAAGCCCGCGUAGCUCUGUCGCCUCGGACUAGUUUAAAACCACUUUGUUCUAAAAUGUAUAUAUUUUUUUUAAUAACCCUGUGCAUAAUUUCAACCUCAUUAAUAUGCAAUAAAAUAUUUUGAGAGUUCGGGCCAUCUGCGUGUGAACUUGUGAACUUAGGGUCGUUUCAUACCUGACUUUUUGUUUUUGAGUUUUAUCGGUCGCGAAACGAACAGACAAAUGUAUAGACAAACACUUGACCAUUCACACUCAACCGAUGAUACGCUCGACACAUUUUACGUCAGAUAUGUACCGACCCUUCAAGAGACACUUCUGCCCCCUUAUGGAAAUAAAAGCAAAGUGCGCUUGUACCUACGUAUCAUGUAAUCAGUAUUUAUUUAUGUACCUCUAAAAGAAUGUGUGAAUAUGUACUUACUAUGUAUAUUUAAUAAUUGUAAGUCUUUCAAAGACAAGGCUUCCUUUAAAUUAGUCUGUGUUUUAUCUUGUAAUGAAAUAACAGCUUUAAAAAUAAUUAUAUUAACCGAAGCUUCUGAAAAAAAUGUUCUAAAAAUCUAAAUUAAAAAAAGUCAACAUCGUAGGCCGCAUCGUCGCUUGCCACUAGACAAGUUAGUUGCCAAAUGCAACGUAUUACAUAUUGUCCUUUCGCUUACAACACCGCUUAACGACGCAUUCCAAUAACCUACCGAUCGGCAGAUUUACCUACCAGCGGUAGAAUUUUGACACAUUUUGUAUGGAGCUUAUGUCAAAAUUCUACCUCUGGUAGGCAAAUCUACCGAUCGGUAGGUUAUUGGAAUGCGCCGUAAGUCAUUUUUACCAAUUUUACAGGAGACGAAACAUACUGCGCGGUGUUGCGACGCCAACCGAUUUGAGUGCUGUCACUAUUUUUUUAAUUACGACCUCUUAAUGGCUUAAAUCUAUAUCAUGAGACCAAUGGAUCGACGCGCAAUGCGCAGCUUCAUCCAAUGGCAUUACAUUGUAAAUUUUCGCCAAUUUUCGACUUGAGCAGUGUUGUCAGCUAAGGGACGAUAUAAAAAAUAUAUUGCAGACAGAUUGUUGGCCUAAUUCGUUUGAAAAGAAAAUCCAUUUUAUACAUAUUGAUAUUAGUACAAAUGCCUGUAAUCUCGAUAAUCUUCCAAAGAAUGAUAUUAUAGUGAAAAUUUAAUCUCAUUUUAUUGUGUACCUUAAAUACUCGGCUAGAUGUAAUUGUGGGGAGGGUGGAUUCAGAUAUUCCAUAUAUUUUACUCUGAGGCAAAUUUUAUCCCAAAGGAUAAGCAAAGGUGGGCAAAUACCUAAGCCAAUCUUCCCAUCAUUUCGUGCCGAGUAUUAUAUUUAAGUACUUAAUAUUUAUAAGUUAUAUACUAUAGUUUUAAACUGUUUUGUUAUUUAUUUUACUUAUUACAUUGUAACUCAAUGAAAACAGUACCCAAUACGAAAACGAAACGAAAGCGCAUUCGGCGCUCCGAUUGGUUGGUUCAUUCGUGCUGGCCAAUCAGAGCGCCGAACGCGCUUUCGUUCAACGUAAAACAAACUCGUACAAAGCCCCCAGGACAGUAUUGUAUAAAAAUAAUGUGUAAAUUAACUGUAACCUCGUUGCUUAGAUAAUUUAAUACAAUUAAUACAAUUCAGAUAAAAAUGUGUAGGUACUAUUGGGUUCCAUUUUAAAAUUAUCUACAUACAUAUGUAUUUUAUACCAAGGUAUACAUAUGUACAAGGCACGAUACUUACUACGUCAUUUAAAAUAUUUUAAUUUUAACGCAGUUUCAAUGGAUCUCCUCUUUUAUAUUACAAGAAACCUGUUACUGUCCAUAGAAAUCACACUUACUACCGCACUCAGAGACAUUCAAUGGUUACUUAAACCAUUCCUUAGUAACGAUUUUGUUCCAAAAACAAUUGCUAAGGACUGGGUUAAGUAACCAAUAAAUGACUCUGAGUACGGCGGUUAAUAUUAUAAACGUGAAACUUUGUUUGUUUGGAUGUUUGUCCGUCAAUCGCUAAAACUACUGAACGGAUUUUGAUGAAAUUUGGUAUACGGACAGGGUAUGAGCUGACUUGGGUGAUAAGAGUACUUUUUAUCCCAAGGGAUUGCGGGCGUAGACUCUGGCAAAAGCGAGUAUUAAAUAUCUAUGGUAUGGGCAGACAAAUUUCUCUAUUAUAUCUACAUUUUUGUUAAAAAAAUAUAAUCACAAUCAAUAGCUCGUCGAUAGCCCACUGCUAGCAGUCAAUGGUAGACAUAUUGUUUUACGUCAAUAACAGAAACUCAUAACUUUGUUUAUUUAACUUUCAAAGUGACGGACUUUCAUACAAAGUAACAUCGCCUAUUAUAAGGACAAAACCUUUAGGGGUGGAAUUUAAAAUACUUUCUUAGUGGGUGCCUACAUAAUAAAAUUAAUAUUUGCAAUUACAACUAAUUUCAUGUUUGUAUCAUUGGUAGUUUGCUCUCAGCGAUAAUGAAUCAGCCAGUCAGUGAGUCAGUCAGUCUAUCAGUCAGUCAGAACAUAUUUUAGAAGUAGGUGCAGAUGUAAUAAUGUAACAAUUUUUGUAAAUUUUGUUUGUAGCAUGUAAGUACUUACGUAAUAUAAGAAGACAAGGAUUUGUUAUUAAACUGUAUUUUAAUUUUA
Spodoptera frugiperda (fall armyworm) is the source of this 4558-nucleotide messenger RNA. Its product is annotated as alpha-(1,3)-fucosyltransferase C. NCBI's taxonomy places the organism in Eukaryota, Metazoa, Arthropoda, Insecta, Lepidoptera, Noctuidae. Gene Ontology annotation, molecular function: alpha-(1->3)-fucosyltransferase activity. The record is from RefSeq and is a predicted model, not a curated record. Gene Ontology annotation, cellular component: membrane.